AUGUUCUUUGCCGUUACUCCGCACGGUCCUUACAUUGCUAGCAAUAUGGGCCGCUCACUUGUCUUACUCAAAGAUCCAGACUCGGCUACACACCAGAUACGUGAUGCGCAAGAAUGGCUGCCAAGAACCGCCAUCAAGUAUGGCAGGACGUUUCGCACCCAUCCCCUAGGCACACCCACGAUCAAGAUCAUGGACACAGACAUCACCAAGUACGUGCACGCGACGUACUUCGACCAUUUUGGCGUGGAGAAGAUCCGUUCCGGUAUCGAAUACCUCUAG
Anthostomella pinea is the source of this 279-nucleotide messenger RNA. The record is from the annotation of a GenBank genome assembly. Lineage: Eukaryota; Fungi; Ascomycota; Sordariomycetes; Xylariales; Xylariaceae.